Molecule: messenger RNA, 939 nt
Organism: Alligator sinensis (Chinese alligator)
Lineage: Eukaryota; Metazoa; Chordata; Crocodylia; Alligatoridae
Gene: RIT1
Product: Ras like without CAAX 1
Exons: 4
Coding region: 78-629 (183 amino acids)
Biological process (GO): Ras protein signal transduction
Cellular component (GO): plasma membrane
Molecular function (GO): GDP binding; GTP binding; GTPase activity
Source: RefSeq, a predicted model, not a curated record
CGGUGCGCCCGGGAGCAGGCCGCGCGCGGGCAGGCGCCGCCUCGUUCGUGACCGUGUUCUCGUUCUCGCUUUCAGCCAUGACCAUGCAGUUCAUCAGCCACCGAUUUCCAGAGGACCACGACCCCACCAUCGAGGAUGCUUACAAAAUACGAAUACGCAUUGAUGAUGAACCUGCAAAUUUGGACAUCCUGGAUACAGCAGGACAGGCAGAGUUUACAGCCAUGAGAGACCAGUACAUGAGAGCAGGCGAGGGAUUUAUCAUCUGUUAUUCAAUCACAGACCGCCGCAGUUUCCAUGAAGCGCGUGAGUUCAAACAGCUCAUCUACCGUGUUCGGCGCACUGAUGACACUCCUGUAGUUCUAGUUGGAAACAAAUCUGAUUUGACACAGCUACGACAGGUGUCCAAAGAAGAAGGUUCAGCUUUAGCACGAGAAUUCACCUGCCCUUUUUUUGAAACUUCAGCUGCAUUCCGCUAUUAUAUUGAUGAUGUAUUUCAUGCCCUUGUGCGAGAAAUCCGUAGGAAAGAGAAGGAAGCAGUCAUGGCAAUGGAAAAAAAAACCAAACCGAAAAGCAGCAUAUGGAAAAGACUGACUUCGCCAUUUCGAAAGAAGAAAGAUUUGGUGACCUGAAGGCGGGAAAAAACUGUCAAACUGUCAACUGCAACAUGUUAACCAAAGCAGUCCAGUGACUACACUUUUGAGCAUCAUGCUUGUACUCCUUUUCUGACCGUGUUUUAAUAGGAAACUUAAUGUUGAGGGGGGGGUGCCUUUUACCUUUUUGUUGGUUUAGAACAACUUUCCCCCUAUUUUGGAAUUUUUAACCUGUGACAAUGGUAGUUUUACUUUUCCUUCCUGUCACCCUGACUUAGAUCCAGAAAAUGUCACUGCCAACUUGGUUGCAAAUGCUGAUAAAUAUAAAAUACAAUGUCCCUGCACUUUU